GUUUCAGUUUGAUGCCAUCGACUGAAGAGAAUCUUUUUGUUUAUGUGAUUUAUUUUGGGAAUUUUCCUUAAGAAUUAAGGACCAAGAGAUGCUGGACGGGUGGUACUGUCGUACAAUGGCUAAUCAACAGGCCGAGAACGACAUGAAUGACAUUGAAGAGGCUUCAAGUGAUGAGGAGAGUGUCAAUCAACAUCCGUCUGUUGACUUCAAGGCUCAGUACAUGAUGCUGAAGAAGAAAUUUAAGUUUCUCAUCUAUGAGAAUGAAUUCCUCCAGGAUUCCCUGAGAGUCACCCAGAGACGUUUUCUCAAAGCUUCGCGGGAUAAAUCUUUCCUGCUGGAUAAACUCCUGCAGUACGAGAAGCCAGAACUUACGUCAUCAGAGAGUGAAGAUACAGACACAUCUGAGGAUGAAACCACAAGAUCUGACCAAGUAAAGAGGAAGAAAUUGGACGGAAUUAGUACCGGAAGUAAUUCAAUACAGUCCAGAAAUUCAAAUGUGCAACCAAAGAGGAAGAAACCCGUCGCGAAAAAGCCUCAAAUUCACGUCACGGGAUCAACAUCCAGCCUCCCAUCGGAUGGCCACAUGACAGCUGAGGAGAUUGAGAGGCACCUCCAGUCCCGGCAUUCCCUCAUGGAGCUCCUCCCGGAAACCCCAACAGUUCCCCAUGAGAUGUUCAGCAAUGAGCCAUCCCUUGACAGCUUCUUUUGCAGUGAAUCCAAUGAGUGUGGCAUAGAAACCUCCCCGAGUAACAUUGGAGACAUUGAUUAAACAAUAAAUUGUAAUAUUUAUGAAGAAAA
Messenger RNA from Lutzomyia longipalpis, 798 nucleotides. RefSeq lists its product as uncharacterized. Lineage: Eukaryota; Metazoa; Arthropoda; Insecta; Diptera; Psychodidae. Gene Ontology annotation, cellular component: Ino80 complex; nucleus. The transcript has 5 exons. The record is from RefSeq and is a predicted model, not a curated record. Bases 89 to 769 code for a protein of 226 amino acids. Gene Ontology annotation, biological process: chromatin remodeling.